Molecule: messenger RNA, 1413 nt
Organism: Aspergillus wentii DTO 134E9
Lineage: Eukaryota; Fungi; Ascomycota; Eurotiomycetes; Eurotiales; Aspergillaceae
Product: Zn(II)2Cys6 transcription factor
Exons: 4
Coding region: 43-1308 (421 amino acids)
Biological process (GO): positive regulation of transcription by RNA polymerase II
Cellular component (GO): nucleus
Molecular function (GO): DNA-binding transcription factor activity, RNA polymerase II-specific; zinc ion binding; transcription cis-regulatory region binding
Source: RefSeq, a predicted model, not a curated record
CAACCAUCGAAGACUCCAUCCAACCGAUUCGAUUCGACCAGAAUGAGCUCAUCUUCUCAUUCAACGCGACCCAAAGUAAAAGGCUGCUAUCAGUGCUCGCGACGUCGGAUCGACUGUGAUCGCCAACAGCCAACAUGCCAAAAAUGUCAACUCAAAGGCCUCCACUGCAGUGGACUGGGAGUCAGAUAUCGUUUUAAUGAUGGCGUAGCAUCGCGAGGGAAGCUGGUUGGGAAACAGUUGCCAGAUGUGCUUUCAUAUCGACGGACUGCUUUUAGGCCUCCGCUGGACCAGCCUCCCCAUGCCGAAGAAUCAUCCAAAACAGGGGCCGACGAUGGGGAUACACCAGAGGCAAUCCAGCCUUGCCUUAGCCAUAUUGAUGGAACUACGCAAUAUUUGCUUCAAUAUUUUUCCGAUAAUAUCGCCCCCAUGACCACAGUCAUCGAUAGGGGAUUCAACGGAUAUCGAGAUUUGAUUGUUCCACUAGGAGAAACAGAUCCACUGGUGAGAAAAGCCAUCGUGGUGGUCUCUAGACAGCAUCUCUCGUUACGAUUUGGAGCCGAAAUGACAGCAGACAUCACCACCUACGGGGAUCUCAUUCGGGAUUUGAUUAUACGGUCUAAGUCGUGUUCUCUAAGGGAAGAUAUGUCAAGUAUGACUGCGUUACUUCUUCUACAUGUUCGUGAGAUGGUUAGUGGAAGUGGCGAUUUUAAGCUCGUGUAUGGGUCAUUGAGGGCGUUGGUUAAUGCCACUGGACAACAUCAUGGAAAUGCCUCCUCACAGCUGAUGGAGUAUGUGAAUAUACAAAUUCUCAGGGUUCGUCUCUUUGCUGAAGCACUCUUUGAUGAGACACAUGGCGCCGAGUACCUCUCCAUCCAUGGCGAGACAUCACUUGAAUUCCUCCGCUUCUGUCGACGUCUCCACCCUGAACACGAAGAGCUGAUGACCCAUCUAUUCAAUCUUAUCACCUUGGCUCGUGACAUCUAUAUACGGCGGGCUUUGCACAACCCGCCCCCGCAGCAGACAAUUCCCCUUGUUGAACGUUUCCGACAAGUCACUGAGAAGGUCAAGCGAUAUGGCGAUGUAAUAGGACAACAUCUUCUCGCUUGGGCGUAUUUUGUAGUCGCCGCUGAAUCCUCCACACAGGAUCACCGGAAUUUCUUCGAGGGAGAAUUACAAUCACUAUACCGUGCUACGGGAUGCCGGAGUGUUCUCAGAGGCAUGGAGCAGCUGGAGAGGAUUUGGACUGCGCAGCCAACUACACGAUGGACCAGUUUAUUAGGCGGUUCAAAUCAGGUUUUCAUUAUGUAGCGGUUGAGCUACUGAUAUUCCUUGAAGACAGCAUUGACGACCGUCUCUAGCCUCUCCACAAUUAGCUCAAUCUCUUCUUGGGUGAUGUUAUAUGCUGGUGCAAGA